UACUACGACUGAAAAUAAACAACGCAGAGUCUGUCCGAACAGUUUAGAAAUAAGCUGAAAUCUAACAGGCUCAGAACAUUACGAUGGAAACCGAGUGCGAUCCCCUGUGCCAGAUGGAGUUAACCGGGCUGGAGAAGGGAGGGCAGUACCAGGCGCGCAGCCGAGUCCGUCCUAGCGAGGCCGUGUACAAAUCAGAGUGGAGCGACUGGAGCCCUGUGUUGCACUGGGUCUUUGCCGUCGGGACGGAAGUAUCAUCAACGACAGAAAGAGAGCUUGUUAUGCAGUUGGAAGCUCUGGUGACAGCAGUCGUAGGUGCAGUGGUGUUUCUGUCCCUAGCCAUCAUCGUCUGCAAGACAGACAGAGAGACCUGGGUGUUCAUGGUGAAGAAGAUCAGUGGUCCUCCUCUGCCAAACCUGGAUCACUUACUCGGUCCUGAAGGCAAAUCUCCGGUUUGGCUGAAGCCUGGCUUCCCCAGCGAGUCCCAUCACACCCUGACUGGUCUAGAUUUGAUCUCCUCAGUGGAGGUCACCAGCCGCCAGCCGGCAACACUGAACCUCAAGGCCUCCAAACACAGCCGGUCUGCACCACUUGCGCAGAAGCUCAAGGCCGCCUCCAGGUACUCCAACCCAAGCUAUCCCCACCUGCUCCUCCACGUCGAGGCCCACCCUCACCUGAAGCCCUGCAGCGCCGACUCCCCUUACGGACCCAUGGGCGGGGGAGCCGUGGGUGAGGCGGUAACGGGAGGAACAGAGGAGUAUCAGGGGGAGGGCGGAGAAGGAAGGGCUCCAUCUGACCUGAAUCUACUCAACAUGAUCCCCGGCGCUCCUAUCGGCACUAGCGGGUCCAUGAAGUUCUGCAAGAGAUACGAAGAGGUGGGAGAGGGAGGAGGCAGCACGGCUGAGGGUGGGUCUCAAGGUUCAGAGAGUCAAGAAGAGGAAGGAGAAGAAUCGCCGAUUGAAAAGUUGCUGAGUCAAGGAUUCGUCCGGGGAGAUAUCAUAGGUCAGGGAUCACUGGAGGUUUGUUUGGACUAUGAAAAGGUCGGGUCACUGGAGGUUUGUUUGGAUCAUGAAAAGGUCAGUUCACUGGAGGUUUGUUUGGACUAUGAAAAGGUCGGGUCACCGGAGGUUUGUUUGGACUAUGAAAAGGUCAAGUUGCUUGAAGGUAGAGCCAUGAGCCCUGACUCAGGUGUAGGCAGUGGGGGGGAGGAGCAAGUCAGUGUGGAGAGCCUGGAGGGUGUGGAUUUCUCUCUUGGCACCAAAACAUUUACAUUUCCUCCGCUUUCGGGCACAGAACUACGACUCCCUGGUUCACUCAUCGAGAGUUCCCCGUUUUUCCCAGGGCAAGGACCGAGUUCAUUUUUGUUAUUUAGUUCGGAAGAUGGCGUUUCCAUGACGAGUACAACCACAUUGCUGCCCUCUAGUGGCGGAUAUAUGCCAGUGUAAACACAACUGAAAACUGAAAAUACCUAUCAUCAUAUUAUCUAUGCAACGUCAAUAUUCAAGUUAUUAUUUUUUUGGGGAUAUUUUUGCAUUAAAAACUGAUUAUUAAUUAUUCACUAUGAACUUUCGCACUCAUUGUUAGGCUACACAUUGAAGUGGUGGCAUAGGCUUAUCGUUCAUCCUUAAACCCCUACGAUAACUGCUUUAUUUAUAUUCCAUAGCAUAUGUUAAGCAUCAACGAGGGUUUAACGUUUCAAAGAGACCAUAUCAUAUCUCCUUAAAUAGAGUACUAAUAGCGUAGGUGAAUACAGCCCUUUAUAGCUGUAGAUAUAGUCCGAGGUGAAUCUAUUUUAACAGUUUUUGUUCCCUUAAAGCGCUGUUGCUGGGUGUCAACCCUUUACGUCACAAACACCUGUUGCCUGCAAGCUUCGCACUCGCAGCUUCACCUGAAGAUUGAUGGAUCAGAUGACGUCUCGUUUAACGAUAGAUUGCUAUUUUUUCGUUUUUUUUAAAUUGUGAAUAAUUGUGAGAUCAACACAGCACUAAUAUGACACGAAUUGGAUAUAGGUGAUCUUUGGAAAAUAUUUGACCGAUAUUUAUCUUUGGACACAUAAGCCUAGAAUCGGCGACGUUUUGCGAGGAGCAGGCAGGUGUUGGUGAUCCUUGAAUGUGAAUGUGCAAGACUAAUGGUUAUUCCCAGAAUUAACUGCGCGUUUUGUAAUGGCUCCCCGGCAUGGCUCCACCGAACUGCGGGUCAAGAACUCUGGGGUGUCACCUGUGGUAGUGGAUCAACAGGUAAAUGCUGCGACGGACAAGCUUGACGGCUUUCACCUUUUCUUUGUGAACCGUAUGAUACAGAAUGUACAUUAAACCAAAUAAUGAGCUA
Messenger RNA from Gadus morhua (Atlantic cod), 2325 nucleotides. RefSeq lists its product as uncharacterized. Gene Ontology annotation, biological process: cytokine-mediated signaling pathway. The transcript has 4 exons. Gene Ontology annotation, cellular component: external side of plasma membrane. Gene Ontology annotation, molecular function: cytokine receptor activity. The coding region runs from base 84 to 1442 and encodes 452 amino acids. The record is from RefSeq and is a predicted model, not a curated record. Lineage: Eukaryota; Metazoa; Chordata; Actinopteri; Gadiformes; Gadidae.